AUUACACAUACAAGAUGAAUGUACAUCCCUUGGAAGAAGUGGCUGUAACCUAUACAGACCCAUUCCAAGUAUGGGAGGAGAUCCGCUCUAACAUGUUAGACAUCCUGCCGCUAAAAGUAAACGCCAAGAAAAUAAAUGGAAGCCACCAGAAAAAGUAUGAAAAGCUAAUACCGGGAAUAACAGGGGCCUUCCUGGACAAUGCAAGCUUCUACUGUACCUAUAUAAAGGCUGUUAAUGACCCCAAUAGACAGAAGCCUGCGGCUGAUGUGUUCAGCUCCGAGAAGCCGUAUUUACACCUGUAUAUACUACCACCCAUGGACUAUGAGUUCUUCAAAACUAAGGUGCGUAGUGACUUUAAAAACUUUGUCACGCAGUAUAAAUCAAGUGGCAUCACUAUAAUAUAUGGUAUUUGCAACAAGGAUAAGGAUAAUCAGCAAAAGGCCAAUGUAAAAACAAUACAGAAGAUUAGGUCACUAUUGGCGACGCUGUCAGUGAGUCAGUACCGCUUCUGCUUAGUGCCCAUGCUGGGACUGCCGGUGCUAACAGGAAGCGGUACACCCAUGGAGGAUGUUGAUUCCGCGGAAGGGGAUGACACCGGAUCAUCCAAAAACUGGGAAAGCCUACACCAGGUCAUGAGUGACUGCAUAUCGACAUCAGUGUGCACACGUAUGACAGAAGCUUUGGGAUACAUAUCGAAGAAACACCCACCUGACCAGCUGCAGCAAUACAUGUUUCACGAUGCCGUACUACGCAUAUACAGCAAGUUCGGGUCGUUGGACAUUGCUGCCCAGGGCUACCUGCAUAUGGUUGACUCCAUAAAGCAAACUGAUUUGUUCUCCAGGAUAUCAACAGCGGAUUUUGUCAUUACACCGUAUAUAUUCUGUGUAAAAACUGGCUAUCGUCUUCGACAGGAAGCUAGUCUGUUUGAGAUAUACCAGUACUUUUGCGCAAGUACUGCGCGGGUAUUACAAAGACAAAGUAACCUACAGUCACUGACCCAGACAUGUGAUUUGUUACUGGAUUCAACAAUGCUGUUCCUUGGUGUAUGCAGUGAAUUGGGCAGUGUAAGGCCACUACUGUGGUUACUCACAUUUAUCCAUACUGCUAUCCAGUAUAUCUACGACUGUGUAAAUUCAACUGAUGAGAUUGGGGAUAUGUUUAAUGCCAGCACUGGUACCUCAAGAAGCCAGUCACGGGCGUCAUUCUCACUGAGACACCGGAGACAAAGCUCUAGUUUCCAGGAAGUUAACCGUGGUACGGAGUCUGAGUGGUCCUAUGUAAGUUACACUAACAUGCCAGGAGCAAAAUCACUCAUAUCGCCAAAGUGCAUUACCCUGAGUGAUGUAGAGUGCGUAAAGCACGUGAACGUAUUCAAGAUGAUGAAACGGUACAUUGGAUUAAUGAACACGUUGGCCUACAAAGUUGCACUCAAGCUAUCCAGGCUCAUAGAGAGAAAUGAGACCCUUAACAUAGGGGAUUACAACACCGAUCAGGAGUGUUACAAAGAUUAUCGAACUAUCGAAGCACAGCUCUGGCAAAAACUACAAGAACCUACCACGCAAAAUGAACUCAUAAAGGAAACUGUAGAAUGCAGUGCAGUCAACUUCUCACAGGGUGACCUGCCGAGGUUUGCUAACGUUAUCGCAACGGCUAUACAAGACCGCAAUGCUCUGGCGUCGAUUACCAAGGACUGCAACCAACUAGGUUGGGGAAUUAAUUUAGGCACUACCAGUAUAUCCACUUAUGCCUGGAUAGGUGCUUAUGAACCUUAUCCUAACCUAGGAGCCUAUAUGAACAUUAUACAGGACGCACUUCAUGCCAACAUGGACAAAGUAGUGAUUGGCCCUAAUCUGUGUUUAACCCCGAUGUCUACAUUGGAAGAAUCGGUUAAUAUGUACCUGCGUGCCCUGGCUGCAGCGAAGAUUAACAUUGGAGCUGGAAGACUCAAUAUGUCUGGAGUAUAUGGCCAACAAGUUAAGUACAACUCGUUGACAUCCAGGAUCAAGCUGAAUAUCUAUAUAAACCAAGAAGUCAAGGAAGCCAGUGUAAAAUUAAUUCUACGUGAAGAACGCAAUGAAGGUGAGGAUGUAUAUAGUAAUUCGUACGCAACCGAGGAGAUCAGCUUGCCAGGAAUUAGAUUAUACAAGGGACUUAAUCAGUUUGACCUGAAGCAUACAUUCAGGUCAACGGCUAAUUACCUACUGGAUACAAUAGUAAUCAACAGUACCGAAUAUGAGACCAUGCAAAAACCAGGUACACCAAUACCACUGGAUAUCAUUAACCAAGUUGUUAAGUGCGUUAAGAAACAAAUCAGAUCGCCACAUAUACUGCCCUGCCUCAUGUUACCUACACAGUUUAUAUUUGAUGGACCUGAGAAUUGCAUAGAGGUAUGUGCAUACCCAUGCGCAACAUCGUGCGCUAAUUGCGAACCGGUAGUCCUCAAAGGGGUAUGUAAUUACAUAUGCUACCAAGUGGCAGCAUUUACAGGGGGUAAGAUUGUUAUAUCAGGUGGCGGCUUUGAAUACGACCUGGAUAAAAUAUGUCUAUACUCACAGGGAGUUAGAAAUACAAUGGUACACGUGGAGAAUACAACAGAAGGAUUAGUCCUAGAAAUUGGUGAAGGUAAAUUGUGUAACCAUAUUAUAUGCGUCCCGGUUACUAUAGGACCCAUUUUAUCCGAUGAUAUAAAACAAUGUGUCACUGUUUACGAAGAUGAAAUACGUGCUGAUACCAACCUGGUGUUUACAGUAUUGCCGCCAUUCUGCAGGGAAGUCAUGGCCACUCAAAUUGGCAAUACAGAUAUAAUACUCCAAGCUAUUGCGCCAUACUAUACCCUAGUGGAGUCCGUUUACGUAGAUGACAAGGUACUAGUCAACGAGCCCACACUACUGGAACCGUCAUCUAAAUACUAUAUCAGCUUAGAGCAUAACCUUGCAAAGUCAAGGAGUGACUCUGUAUGCAACACGGACGAUGUGUCAAUAGACAAUCUGUCAAUUAACACACAAAUGAGUUCGAAGGUGGUGUCCUCGGAAAGUACAUUCAGCGACGUUUUGAAUAAAACUGGUAGCCAGGAGUCUGCCUCCUCAGGGGAACGCUUGGAUACAAAUAGAACAUUUGUCACGGAGCAUACAAGCUACCAAUCACAAGGGAAGUUAGCUAUGGUCCCCCAAAGAUUAGACAAGGAUAAUAUGAACACGGAUACGCAGGACAUUAUGCGCCCAGAAAUGAUUGAGCAACUAACUACUACAAAUGGGCAUAUAAGAAACACACAAUCGGAACCAAGUACAUCCAAACAGAGUGUAACACCUGGAAGUGCUGUUCUAGAUUCUAUUCCGUAUACAGAACAUAAUUACCAAAAGCAAGUUAUAGUCAACUAUCGCAUUUUCAGACACAGGUGCCAGCAUCACAGUGGCUCGGAUACUAACGGACUAGAGCGCUUAUCAGACGUUCUGCAGUACAGUUUCACUGUACCACAAUCAGGACCAACAGAUGUAGUCAUAGACUACCAAACGCCGCCACACUGCUUCCCAGGAAUUCCAUUCGACGCCAGAAUAGUACUAAGAGCAACAAGGGAUCUCGUGUCCUUCGAUUACGAAAUGGACGUUAGCGAUCAUUGGAUCGUAGAAGGACCGAUACACGGGAGAAAUCAAUCUCUAAAAUGCGGAGAAAUAGCACAAUUACGAUUUAAAAUGGAAAUAAGACCAUUAAAGCAAAUCGCAAUGGCAGUGCUACCGACUCUGGACUUCCGUAGGCUCAACUGCCCACCCUUACAUAAGGAGAUUUUCCUCCUAAGCGUGCCAAAUUGUUAACA
Messenger RNA from Babesia bovis T2Bo, 3811 nucleotides. RefSeq lists its product as uncharacterized. Lineage: Eukaryota; Apicomplexa; Aconoidasida; Piroplasmida; Babesiidae. The record is from RefSeq and is a predicted model, not a curated record. Bases 15 to 3809 code for a protein of 1264 amino acids. The transcript has 2 exons.